CCGGAAGUGUGCGACUGUAUGCGCUCUCACUUCCUGGCGUAGCUCUCCGAUCCCUUUAAUUUUCUCGGUCUUUCUCGCCUUGAGUUUAAUGACUAUCAACACCCGGCGUUUGUUAUGGCCGAGGAUUUAGAGUUCUUCUCUUGACCGACUUAUCAAUAAUUCUGGUGGACCCGGCAUUAGUAUGGCGUAUUAUAUUCGCGAGGGCACAUUUGAUUUUCAGGCGUCGUAGUCGGCUAAUGUCAGUAGACGUCAGGUUAGCUAACAUGGCUAGCGUGUGGUAACGAGAGUUGAAAAAGUAAAGUAUCGUUAGAUGUUCGGUAUUCAGUUUUUCUCUCUCUCUCUCUAAUGUGCGUUGUUCCAUACAUGUUCACCACAAGCCAAACCCUACAUUGAUCUACCUAGUGUGUUAUCGUUAAAACCUAACGGUAAGCUCGUUGUUUAGUUUUUGUCAACUAGCUUCAGACCGUUAGCUUUCAUCACCAGCUGCCAACAUGAUGGACUUUGAUAAUAUAUUGGACAUUGCUACGCAAAACAAGGGCGACAACAGUGUACAGAAGAGAUACAGUUUACAAGCUGGUCCACCCAAAAAGGACCCAAGGUCUAAAGGUGUAAGCUCUGCUGCUGUGGAGGCCCUUCUGAAAAAGCAAAAUUGUGACAGAAAAAAGAAAGAAUUAGAAAUGAAGAAACAGAAGGAUGUAUUAUUUGCCAAGAGGGUUGAAUUGAAGUCAGACCGCAAAGCACGAGCAAUGGCAUCCAGAACUAAGGACAAUUUUAGAGGCUAUAAUGGUGUACCAGUGGUUGAGGUUCCUAAGAAAAGGAGAUCAGACCUAGAUAUGCAAAAUAGCGAAUCCAUGACUUCUCAUGGUUUUAGGAAUACUACAAUUGACCCAGAGGAUGAGGAUAACUAUGAAUAUGAGGAUUCAGAGUCGGAACCAGAGCCAGAGCCAUUGAGACCAGGGAAAUCCUCACAAGAUAGGUCUAGUAGUAGCAAGUCCUUUUCUAAAAAAACCAAGCCUGCUCCACCUCCAAUGAACUUUGCAGACCUACUCAAACUAGCAGAGAAGAAGCAGCAUGAGCCAGUGGAUUUGAAACCCAAGGUAGUGAAAAAAGAAGAAAGACUCCGCACUGCUGAUGAGAUUAAGGAAGAAGAGAUGGAGCGCAAGGUGAAGAGAAUAGAUAAAUUCAGAGACUCAAAGACAGAGAGAGAAAGAGACAGCAAGUCUCAAUCUAGCUCUAGUUCAACAAGGACAGCUCCUUCAGAGAAGGAGCAGAAAAUCUGCAAAAUGCAAAAGAACUUGUCAGAGAAACAAAGUCUGCCAAGUGGGUCAGGGAAGAAGUUACAAAGCGACAGGGGCCACUCUUCCUCCAAGUCUUCUAUUGGUGCUAGAGAGAGAGAAAGACCCAAGAUAUCCCAGAAUGAUAGAGACAGAUCCAAGUCUAGUUUGAGUAGUUCAUCUAGUGCCAUAAACGGUAAAGGUCUUUCAAAAACCACCUCAUCUCAGGUUUCAAUCAAGCAAGCCCCCCCCAAGGUGUCAUCUAGCCACAAAUCCAGAACCUCAAGUGACCUUAGCUUCAAAAAAGAAAGCUCAUCAUCAUUUCAAGGAAGAUCACCUGGUAUUGCUGGGACCAGGCCCCCUGGUGCUGCUAUAACAGGCCAAAAAUCUCAACAUGGGACCUCACAGCAGACCACAUUGAGUCAUGGUGGCUCCUUAAAACAGAGGGCUACAGUUGGAGUCAGCAAGUCCGGAAAAGGAGAACCACUAAAAACUGGGAUUCCUUCUUCAGUAAAAUCAAUCGGUAAUUCAGUACGAAAUUCAUCAGGCGGCCCUCCUAAGGUAGGGAGCCAACCUCAGCCAAGGCCCGGAGGAAAACUCCCUGCUAAAGCUGCUGGUCCCGCUGCACAGGCCAGACCUGGUGGGAGUGGUCCCCAGCGUCCCCCUGGAGGUAAUGGAUCCCGACCUCCAGGGUCUAUUAGUAGUCGGCCUGGUAGUGGGGGACCUGUACCUGGGCGAUCACCUGGCCCUAUGGGAUCAGGACCUGGAAGACCAAAGUGCACUGUGGUAUCAGAGACCAUCUCAUCCAAAAAUGUAGGUGGAUCCAGACCAGGGGGUCCUCCUCGACCAGGCAUGCCACAAAGACCGGGCAUGCCACCCAGGCCAGGCAUGCCACAAAGACCAGGCAUGCCACAAAGACCAGGCAUGCCACCUGGACCAGGGAUGCCUCCCAGACCCUUGAUGAACAGACCACCAGGUACAAUGCUACCACCUAUCACAUCUGCGUACAAGAGGAAAUAUGAAGAAGAAGAAGACGAGUAUGACUCAGAAAUGGACGAUUUUAUUGAUGAUGGAGAAGACGAUCAGGACGAAAUUUCCAGGCACAUUAAGGAAAUUUUUGGCUAUGAUCGAAAAAGAUACAAGGAUGAGAGUGACUAUGCACUAAAAUUUAUGGAGAGCAGCUGGAAAGAUGUGCAGAAAGAAGAGGCCAGGAGUCUGAAAAUGGCUGUGCAAGAAGAUCUGGAGGAGGAGAAAAGAGAGGAAGAGGACUUCAAAAGGAACACUGUCAAGAGGAAAAAAAUAAACUGACGCUCCUAAUGAAUGAAUAAACUGAUAAAAAGAAACCUCUGGUGUCUCUGGAAACAUGGUGCAAUAGGUCUGCCAUUGUGAAGGCCUGUGAUUGUUCACACCCUGGCAUCCCAUGGUUUCUCUCUGAUAUUCUCACUGUUUGGACAAAAACUUGGGCGCAAGAAGAAAGGAGAAGUUUGCACAAAACAUUCAGGACAUGGAUGUAAUGAAAAUAUUUCCAGUUGUAUUAUUUAUCCAGGGUUCAUACUGUGAGCAAUCCUAAUUCCUAGAAGGAACUCGGCUGCGAAGAGAAUGGGACUUUUUUGCAUACAACGUCUCGCAGUAAUAACAUGCUUUGACAAGCACGAUGCAUAUUUUCCAACAAACCUUGAUGGAAAACGUAAAUUUUGAUGCAGAAAUUAUUUUCAUUGUGUUUCUCUUUUAAAGAUUUUGAUCAGAAUAGUUGCAUAAAGGGUUUUAUUUAAAUGUCUUAAGUCUUGCAUUGUUCUCUCAUACAAUGACAAUCUUACUUAUAUAUAUUUCCAAAAAAAUUCUGCCGAAAAUUACAGAAAUUUUGUUUGUUUUCAAUGAAAGCAAUGAAACAUUUUCUUGACAUGAGGAUUAUUGUUUUGUUUUUUUAAAUAAAGUUAGUCAUUUUCCUGUUCACAUGACCUGUGAUGUUUGUCGUAAACAUCAACUGCUGACCGGACCAAGUUGCAGCAGAUAUAGAUUUAGAAAUGUGGACCUUGGACAUAUUGACAUAUUUCAAACAUAUCCUUUGUUAAUAUUUAUAGAAAAUAUAAAUACACAAUGACUUUUUGUUAGUCACGUUUCUAUAAUGUAUUUGCCUAAGUUAUGUGUGCUUGACUCAUCGUUAUUUUGAUUAUCGCUUUGAGUGUUUUUUUUUAAAGAAUUAAAACAAGUUUUCUGAUUUUGUUAGUUGCAGCCCCGAAGUUAUGGACACUAUUGUAAUCACAAUUAUUUUGAUCUACAAUAAAUAUUUAUUUUA
Solea solea (common sole) is the source of this 3570-nucleotide messenger RNA. It is a transcript of the gene spty2d1, whose product is annotated as SPT2 chromatin protein domain containing 1. Gene Ontology annotation, biological process: nucleosome assembly; regulation of DNA-templated transcription. The coding region runs from base 492 to 2582 and encodes 696 amino acids. The transcript has 6 exons. Gene Ontology annotation, molecular function: DNA binding; histone binding. The record is from RefSeq and is a predicted model, not a curated record. NCBI's taxonomy places the organism in Eukaryota, Metazoa, Chordata, Actinopteri, Pleuronectiformes, Soleidae. Gene Ontology annotation, cellular component: nucleolus.